This is a messenger RNA of Monomorium pharaonis (pharaoh ant), 6302 nucleotides long. RefSeq lists its product as uncharacterized. Lineage: Eukaryota; Metazoa; Arthropoda; Insecta; Hymenoptera; Formicidae. The transcript has 5 exons. The coding region runs from base 1045 to 2319 and encodes 424 amino acids. Gene Ontology annotation, biological process: axon guidance; ephrin receptor signaling pathway. Gene Ontology annotation, cellular component: plasma membrane. The record is from RefSeq and is a predicted model, not a curated record. Gene Ontology annotation, molecular function: ephrin receptor binding.
CGUCCGCGACACCGUGCAGGGUGGUGACCGUUACGCUCAAGUCCAUCAACGAGCCGGAGAAGGCAUCGCGGCUCUCUCCCUCGGCCGUUCGCCCGCGUGCAUAUUCCAACUGCACUCGCGCUCGUCGCGGGACCGCGGCGGCCGCCGUCGGCUGGUUUCGAGACGAUACGAUAUCGUUAAUUGGACGGACUUCCGCCGGACUCGGCGAAAUUCCCGUCUUGGUGUUCCGUGGGAAAUAGUGCCACUUCGGCUUCGGAGAAGUGCGAUUCCUAACACGGCAGCAGUACGAGAAGUGUGUUGUUGGCGAGUGUGUGCGUGUGUAUGUGCCCGAGAGGGAUAAUAUCGUGAGAUCUUUCCACAGUGUGCGCGACGGCGAGGAUUCGCCUUGGUGUGUUACCUCGAGAGACCGACGCGAUCGCGGUCUCGCGCGACGGAGGGAUAUGUGGAGAUACAAGACGGUGCGUUUGAAAAGUACACGACUCGCGAGCACGCUGGUCUAACGCACAUUUUCUCUCCUGACUUCCACCGAGGGGGGAAGAAUGCGGAGCUGAUCGCUGACUGGGAUCGACGUUGCUGCCGACGGACGUGCGGCUUUCGUCGUCUCGCGAGGAGACGUCGUCUGUCGCGUCGCGUCGCGACGCCAAGUCACCCCUCCCCCACCCCCCAUUCGUCCGAAGGGGAAAAAAAACUGAACCGAUGAACCGCCCAUCGAAUCGCGCUCCCGACGUGAUUACUCCGGGCUGGCUCCAUGGGACCGGCGCUACUUGUUCGAACACCAACGACAACGGCGCGCCGAGAGACGCGUUUCGAGCGUGAUCGCUCCGAUUUGCCGAGAGACGCGACAGAUCCGCUGGCACGGUGAUUCCCCUUCGAGCGCGUCGAGGACCGUCGAGGCUCAUCGUCGCUGAUCCGUCGGACUCGCGAUGACGGACGUCGCCUAAGCGACGGCAGGAGGGUGUUGAGGAACGAAGAACGAAGGUGCCAACGCGUGUGCCACCGCAACAGGAUCCGCGAUCACUACCAAAAGGCCAAAGUGGAGUGUGGAUGUGGAGGUGCAACGGUGGUGAAAGAGGUAGUAGGUGGUUGUGGACGACUGCGACGCGAGAGUGCUGCAACGGGUGCUGUGCAACCUCCUCGCGGUCGUUGUGCUUCUUCGUGUUCGUUGCUGCUGGUUGUGGUGGUUGUCGUGGUGGUGGUGAUCAGUGGUUGUUGUCGGCCGAGUACGGGCGCCCGUGCCUAAGUGACGGGUGCCGGUCGUCCGCCGCCGUUGUUACCAUGGUUUCCACGUCCUUCGUGACCCUGGUGUUCCUAGUGUGCCUGCAAACGGUACUACUGUCGACUGUGAGCAAUUGCGCGAAGACGAUCAGCAUGUACUGGAACACCACCAAUUCCAUAUUUCGAAUAGACAACACAGAUCAUAUAAUUGACGUGAACAAAAACAACGCAAUGUUCGAGUACGAUCAAGUCAAUAUAAUAUGUCCCGUGUAUCCUCCGGACUCGUACGUCGAUGACGAUGCUGAGAAGUACAUCAUCUACAACGUGUCCAAGGAGGAGUACGAGACAUGUCGGAUAACGAACCCGAGUCCGCGGGUAAUAGCGGUGUGCGACAAGCCGCGCAAAACAAUGUAUUUCACCAUCACGUUCAGGCCGUUCACGCCGCAACCCGGGGGCCUCGAGUUCCUCCCGGGCCACGAUUACUACUUCAUCAGCACCUCAUCCAAGGAUGACCUUCACAGGCGCAUCGGCGGACGGUGCACCAGCCACAACAUGAAGGUCGUCUUCAAGGUCUGCUGCGGCAAUGAGGCCGAGACCUCCUCGUCGGCGACAUCGCGCAACAACUCCGUAGUCGUGACCAGCAGCACCGUGCCCAGCAGCAGCUCGACGAGCACCGCGGUUUUGGGCGGCUCUGCCGCCGGCCUGCCGCCCCAGCCGCCGCCGCCGAUCGUCUACAGGGGCGGAGAUCGAUUCUACCCAGGGGGCAGCAUUCAUCAUCAUCACGAGCAUCAUCAGACGGGCACAGCGGCGCCGACCCUGCCUCAUGUGCCCCCGCCGGCCAUCUACCCCGUGCAUCCGCAUCAGCCGCAGUCGCCGAAUCACAAUGGACCGCCGUCCUCGAUCACGCCGCCCAAGACCUCGACCGGUCAGAAGAAGAAGAACAAGGAGUAUUCGGAUCAUCCGAACGAGGUGGUAAAGAACGAGGAGCUGACGUACAACGGCGCAAGCUCGUACGCGCGCACGCAAGCUCGGUACGCGCAGAGCCUGAUCCUGGCGACGUGCAGCCUGUUGAUGAGCGCGUUACUGCAGCAACUGCUGCGGUGAAGCGACAACACCGGCCAUGUACGAGAACGUCGUAUAUCCCAUGCGUCGAAACCCCUUCUUCUGUGAUUAUCCUACGUUUAAUUGAUUUCUUGAGAGGCGCGCGAAACAUAUACGCGCGUAUCUCGGCCGUCCCUCGAUCGUAGUGAGACACGCACGAUCCAUGGUCGCGCCGACUCGAGAGAUAACAGAGAAGAGAAGAAAAACGGAAGGAACGAGACAGAAAGAAAAAAGAUGAAGAUGAACGAGACAAGAAGAGACACGUCGAGAGAGAAGACACGCACGACACACGAGCGGCAACGCCAUAUUAACUACAAUUAAGAAACUAGCGGAGUUCUAGGGUGGAAUACCGUAGAACAAAGAGACGAGGAAGCCGAAGGUAGAGCGGGAAGUAGAAGAGAAAGCGGAAAAGAAAAGACGAAAAGGAGAAGCGCUACUACUAGACACUACUUAUAGUACACGCCCACUAUUAUCACUACUAUAAAUGGUAGUCGUAUUGGUUGUCCUUCUUAUCAUUACGCUAACUGUAGGUAUUUAUUCGAAUAUGAGAGAAAGAGAGAAAUGUGAGUAGGGAGUCGUGGCAGCGUGCUAAGUAUCCUCGACCGAGAGCGAGAAAUGUACGCGAAAGAAGAAUGUCUAUUAUAUAUUAGUAGCCAAGGCUAUGUACGCGAAUAACGUCAAAUCGCAAUCAUGAUUGAUUCGAGCGAAUCUUUAAUUCAAGGGAGAAUGCUGCGUUGGCUCGGCCAUCGACGACGAACGAUCCUUCGUUAAGGGGUCCUCGCUCGGGGCCGGCAAGGAGAAAUAGUUUGUCCUGAGCGCGCCGUGCCUCGAGAAAAAGAGUACCUGAAAAUCCUUAAAUGCUUUCGGUUCGCGGCUAAGAUGACAAUUCGGGAGUAAACGAUCGCGAUCCUUAUCGCCGAGCGGCUUCCAAGUAUCUCGUAGAGACACUUGAACUCUCGAGGUCGUCGACGUGACCGUAGUUCCUCGAUGAUCGGACGACCUGUACUGGACGAAGGAUCAGAAGAGUCAGAAGGGAUCGUCUGGGAUUAAUCGUGUCUCUCGCGUGAGCCGACCGCCGCGGCCACCCGGCCAAUUGCAGGACGCCGAGGACGAAGGAUCAUUCGAGUUCGUAUGCGAGAUCGCGAGUAGGAUAAUUAGCACGCGUGUAAAUAAAUUCCUAAUGAAUAUGUACAAGUGGCUCUUGUGGUCGCCUUGUGUGCCGACGGCAACAAGGAGGGCCGGAGAGAUUUAAGAAAGAGUGCCGUAUUUCUAGAUAAAUCUUAUAAUAUGAAAUGAGAAAGAAAGAGAAAGCAUGAAUCGGAGAGAAAGUGUGAGCGCGUACGUGCAUUAUGCGAUUAUGACCGUGAGUACCGUGCUCAUCGAACAAAUCGACACGGAGCCAUGAACUUAUGCGAAUUUCUGCCACUACGACAGGUUUAAUUGCAUCGUUGUCACGAGUCAAGGAUAGCAUAUAGUGUCGUUGGCCGUUUGGUAAAGGAAAGUAGUAUAGAAAAAACGUGCGAGCGAGCGAAUAUAGGAAAUAUUGUGCGAGAGAGAGACUGAGUCGCGAAUCAAGUAAAAGACAGAUUUGUAUAAUAGCUGUACCAUACUGAGACUUCUAUCUAUAGAUCUGUAUCAUAUUUAUUAUCCGCUAUCAUUACGAAUAUUCAACACUCGAUAUUCUAUAUUUGCUAGUGAAAUAUCAAAUUUAAUAGCGAACAAAUUAACGUACUGCCGGCGCCGGGGGUGAAGCGGUAAUCGCGGCACGAACGAGCCCCCGGAGCCAAUUCCCUAUUCCCAUCCCGUCGUUUGUUGUUUCCCUUGUUCUUGAUUUCGUUCAGAUUAUCGUACACAAAUCAUGUUUCUAUUCACAACUAUAUAUUAUGUUUAAUCAGUUCGAUCAUGUUUCUGAUUUAUAUCAGUCUUUUUCUACGUUUCCCCCUUUUUUUAUUAUUCUAUUUAUUAUUCACACAUUACCAGGGAAAAAGACUUGCGCGUGUACACGUUUCAUGCAUACACACUCGUGGAAUCACCUUUCGCGUGACGCCUACGCGUGCAUGCGUAGCCGUGGCACGCAAAGGACGAAAGACGAAGCAGUGAGUAAUUUUUCGUUCGUGUCCACAAAAAAAUACAAUUGCGAGAGCGCGACUGCACUAACGAAUUAUUGUAAAUACGAAUUUAUACGCGAGAAUAUGAGUACCAUAGCGAGACGAGAGGAUGCAUCAUUGUCUGUAUAACAUGCGUGUGAGAAAAAAAAAGAUCUUUAUUCAAAUUCUUAAAUAGCGAAAUGAUAAUUCUUGACACGUUGAUGAUUACUUAACACGGACCGAUUCGCUUUCGGAAGUUCAUUCGUAGUUCUCACGAUUGCGAUAGUUGCGAAUAAAACCGCGAUCAAUCGAGAACUGCAAGCAAUACGUUUGCAAAUACACAAAAGCUUCGGCAGUGAUAUUGUAAGCCUGAACGUCACGCGCUAUCCAUCAUUGGUCUGUAUUUUUCACUUUUGUUUUGUUGCUGUAACAGCAAUUAGCAACGAACGAGCUGGUCGACGUCAAUCGUUUAUGAUUCCAAUUCAUGGUUCGCGAUCGUCAAUUUGAAACUCACAUGUCACGUUUGGAUAAGCGACACUAAGCAAGAUGUAUUCGCAGACAAUUAUUGCAUUUGGAAUUUGUCAGACUAAUGAUUUAUUUAUAUUAUGUACAUUCAUUAUAUUCUCGAUCUCCCUGGUUGAAAUGUAUUGAUGCAAUUGUUAUAGUCACAAUCAUUUAUUAUUAUUAAUAUUAAUCUAUUAUUAAUAAUAGAUAUGCCAAUUGUUGCACCUCAAUUCGACCCUUCAGAUAUUAAGUGUUACUGAUGGAUACUAAGGAUAUUUUUCAGUAUCUUUCAAUCAGGAUCGUUGAUUUGCACGUAACAUUUUUUAUGUAUGAACUCGGAUUUUACUUUGCGAACGAACGUGCUCGCUCGUUGCAUUGUUGGGAAUCGUGUUACGAGACAAUCGAUCGCGAGUUUAAUUUACUUUUAAGAGACGGCGAAAGAUACGAACAAGAAUAGCGCCGCUCGAUCGAUCGUUCGCACGCGAAAAGGCGAAAGGAUAACAUGGAUCCACGCUGGGUACUCAUUCGCGCGGACGAUAUAAGUGAAAUACGUUAUAACAAUAAUAUAGACUCGAAUUAUUCGAUAUAGAAAAUAGACAAAGUCGCUCACUGCAAAACUCAUUCCUUUUUUUUUAAAUUUUAUUUCUCCCCUUUUUUUCGUUUCCAUCAUUCAUCCAUCCAUCCAUCACACGUCCGCACCGUUGUAUACACCCACGGACCCGUGCCGCAGACUGCGAGACGUGAGGCGUCCUGCUGCCCCGACGGAAGAAGAGAAAAAAGUAUUUUUUUAACAGCAGAUAGAGAGAAACGCAUCUCUGCGGUGGGUUUGUUUGUUCAGAAACUUGUAUGUAAAUAGAUGUAACAUGCGCGAGGAUUCGACGUCGCCUGUAUUAACGAGUCAGAUCUAUAUUUCGGUCCGCGCGACCUGUCGAUGCGAGAUUUUAAACGCGUGUAAAUAAACGUCCGAGGUAGGAUUUAAAGAAAAAGAAAGGGAAAAAAAGAUGACAGGAUACGCUUCACGUCCAUCCCGAGAAGGUCUGAGUUCCCGUCUGCUAUUACAUUCGGUAAUGCCACUUCACUUACGUAAUCAUCCACUCGUGUGCGUGUGCAAGAGAACAAGAAAGGAUACGAGGAGGCUCGCGCGUGGAUGUCUCUCCCGCUCUCUUUCUCGCGGGACGAGGGAGGUACGCCGCGCGCGUUCUCACGCAUCAAAAGAAGAAAAAAAAAAGGGAAGACUUGUUCCUCUCUUCUCGAGAUCGAGGGUAAAAUAUCCGCCGCGCUGACAAGCACGGCCGCGCGAUAUGUAAUGAAUUAAUUAAUUACUUAACGAGUGAAACGGAGGAUAAAGCGAAUUUCGAAAUAGACACGCUGUAAAUAAACAAAUUAACGAUUGAA